AUGUCACGACUGUAUACUCCGGAGUAUUCGAACGAGCUUCUAGAUUUUGUACAAGAUGUCUUUGCUGAAGAUGUGAAGCAUUAUUAUGCAAAACUUAGGUUAGAGAAACUUAUUGAAUUGUUGGAACAAGGGGAGUCUUUAUUCGAAUCUUAUCGAGAGUAUUUAUCCCAAGGAAAAUAUGAAGAUUGUUUAACAGCAUUUACUAUUGGGUCAUUUUACGUUUACUUAAUCAUACCUGGAUCUGUCCAGUUCAACGCUAGGAACAAAUCGUAUGCAAUCUACUCUGACUUAAAAAAGUUGUAUCAAGAUGAAUUAAAUAUGUCUAAUGUUCUAACGAUGGUCCUCCACAAAGUUGAUGCUGUGUUAAACCAAAACCUUGAAAUCCUUACCAGUCAUCAGUUAGAUCACGCUAGAAAGCGCGCAUUCUCUGUUGAGGAUCCAAUUAUUAGACAUCAGCUAGAAGAAUUUCACCUACAGGAUAAUGACUCAGAUUCCACAAAUAAUCAUAAGUCUUUUGCGUCAACGGAAUGGAAAGCACCCAGGCUUGAUCCAAAUGAUAGGCUUCAACUAGCCGUUAGCAGUUCCAAGACAAGUGAAGCUUCGUCUUUGAAAUCUUUACCGUUAGAAGAAAAGAUCGACAAAACGGACGAAAUUUCGGCAAUAUUAUCUUCAACAUCAGUGGAAACAACUGGCGCGGCUAAUAUCGGAUUGGGGACUUAUAAUCAAAAUGAUAACGCGACAAGAAAUAUUCCACGUCAUUACAGUUUGCCUGUCACGUAUGUCAAUGGACAUCUGACAAAGGAUGAUGACGACUCCACUAUCGACCAGCCUGUUGGUCAUAACUUAGAUGGAUCGAUAAUUAGAACGAACUUUUCAAAUCAUUCUGUAUAUCUAAGUGGGGAACUAGAAGAGGACUCUAAUGAAAAGAUCUCAUACCUCUCACGAUUAAGGCAAGAUCAUACAAUUGAUUCUGAAACACUUUUCGAUAUUCUAGAUGAUCCAGAAAGAAGGGAACAUUUACUUUUGAUAGAUCUAAGGUUACCAAAAAGAUUCGAAUCCAAUCACAUUGUUGCACCUCAUAUAUUAAACAUUGAUCCUCACGUAUUAUACAAUUCAGAGACAAGCACUUCGUUGAAAUCUUUUGAGGAACUAAGAAAAUUGGUUUCUAAUCCUCUUUUGAACAGUAUUGAUAAAUUCAAGCAAAUUGUUUAUUACACAGACACUAAAAGCUUUAUGCAUCUCACUUUUAAUUACGAACUUUUAUUAUUCCAACUUCUACUAAGCAAAACAGUCACACACUUUCCAGCAUGUCUUCAGGGAGGCUAUGAACAAUGGAAAUCAUUCCUUCACAAAAAAGUUGCUGCUGACCCCAGUUUUGACAGAUACCAAUAUCUAUACAAGAAGGGUAGUUCAUGCCACACAGAACACAGCAAGGAAGAAUCUCAACCAAGCUCUAUUCCCGUAUCUACUGUUCCUUCACGCAGCCCUUCGAAAGCCUUGGAUCUACAAUCUUCUGAGGCUCCACCCCCCAUUCCAAAAACUGCACCUCCUCCACUUCCAGACAAGCUAUCUGUAUUUUCGAAAGAUGCGAAUGUUAUUUAUAACAGACCUGCUGCUCCGCUACCGCCCGAUACUCACCCACCAUUUCUAAAAUCAUCUGCUGCCAAGGAACUUCGAUUGAACCAACGCAAAGAUGUUAAUAAGCAUUAUCAUCAUACCCAUACGCCUUUCUCAAUUCCUACAAUUGAAAAGAAUCCUAAUGAGUUUGUCUCUUUAUCUAUAACAGGACUUCGGAAUAUGGGAAAUACAUGUUAUAUUAACUCAAUGCUUCAAUGUCUUUUUGCUUGCUCGCAAUUUCGAGAUCUUUUCUUGAGUUCCAAAUAUCAUAGAUAUCUUAACCCAAGAUACAAUAAUAUUAGCAUUUCUAAGUGGUUCAACAUACUUUUUAGGAAAAUGUAUUUGAAUGGAGGUUGCUCAGUUGUCCCAAAUGGGUUUUUGAGAGCUUGCCAUAUGUUGAGGCCGGAUUUCAAUAUACCAAGCGAUCAACAAGAUACGCAGGAAUUUUUGCUCUUUUUGUUAGACACUCUGCAUGAUGAGCUUAGCGAACCAACAAAGGUAGCUAAUGAUUACCCCAAUCUUCUUCUACACGAUGAUAAAUCAUUAUUAGUCGAUGGCAAAGAAUAUGACAAAUGGUUUGAUGAGAGUUUAAAAAAUAAUGGUUUAUCACCAAUUGAUGAUAUCUUUCAAGGUCAAAUAGAAAAUUCUCUAAGUUGUCAAAGAUGUGGAUAUACUUCCUAUAACUACUCCACAUUUUAUGUCCUAUCAUUAGCAAUUCCAACUCUGCCACCGUCUAAGGCAUUUUCAAGGACGAAAAGGGUUAUACGUCUAGAGGAUUGCAUUAAUUUGUACACUCAAGAUGAAAUUUUGAAGGAUGAGAAUGCCUGGGACUGUCCGAAAUGUGGAAGUCAAGCCAGCUCAUCGCACCCUAACAGUAACGAUGAUAAUGUUGAUAAACAAAAAAAGAGGAACUUUUUGGUAGUUAAUGGUGAGCAUAAAUCGCGUUCAAAGUUUUUCAAACUCUCUUCAUCAAGAUCCAAAACAAGGUCUCUUUCUCCCUUCAAAAGUGGAUCUUCAAAAGGAGAGAAAAUAAUUUCAAAGUCAAAAAAAAUGACAACUGUCAAGAGUUUAAAUUUCAUCACAAUGCCAAAUAUACUGGUGAUUCACCUUUCUCGGUUCUUUUAUGACUUAACGAAGAAAAAUGAAACAAUGAUAAAUUAUCCAUUGAUUUUAGAUGUUGUUCUUAAGAACAAUAAAGUAGCCAGGUAUCGAUUAUAUGGAAUUGUUAAUCAUUUUGGAAACUUAGUAAGUGGACACUAUACCUCUCUUGUUAAUAAGCACCUCUCUCAUGAAAUCAGAGGAGGAAAACAGAAAUGGUACUAUUUUGAUGAUGAAGUUGUUAAAAAAGAGGACAAUCAUGGUGAUUUCGACAAAGGAAUUACCAGUAUAUCAAGUGGUGACGUUUAUGUGCUAUUCUAUGAGAGAAUUCCCGAUAUGUGA
Molecule: messenger RNA, 3057 nt
Organism: Kluyveromyces marxianus DMKU3-1042
Lineage: Eukaryota; Fungi; Ascomycota; Saccharomycetes; Saccharomycetales; Saccharomycetaceae
Gene: UBP7
Product: ubiquitin-specific protease UBP7
Exons: 1
Coding region: 1-3057 (1018 amino acids)
Biological process (GO): protein deubiquitination
Molecular function (GO): cysteine-type deubiquitinase activity
Source: RefSeq, a predicted model, not a curated record